Messenger RNA from Macrosiphum euphorbiae (potato aphid), 1569 nucleotides. Lineage: Eukaryota; Metazoa; Arthropoda; Insecta; Hemiptera; Aphididae. The record is from the annotation of a GenBank genome assembly.
AUGCGGCAAUGUAGCUCUUCAUAUCGGAUGUCUGGUUUAGAUCGGCGAACAAAUGUAGACGUUCAAAUUUUGAGUGCUGCUAGUAAAGCGAUUGCGGAGAAAUGCUUUUGGAACGCAUGCAAAGCGUUAUCUUUUGGAUUGUUUCUGAUGGCUGUCGGAGCCAUAAUGGCCAUUAUUGGAUAUUAUGCAGAACAGCUUUCAUCAGAUGACAUUAUCGCGAAAACUGACAGUGGUAAUUCAAGUACAUCCAUACGUACAACAAAAACAACAAAAAAAUCAUCUCAUAUAUUAUAUAAGUUGUCAUAUGCCGGACCAAUUGUGAUGGGCGUUGGAGGGUUCAUCGUGGUGGCGGCGUGCGUGAUGACAUUCGAGGCUCGCGAUCGGGCGGCCAAAUUCAUGUCCAAUCAAUUGAAAAUAAUGGGCAGUGGCGUUGGUGGGGGUCAGGUGUCGGGUCAUCGUGGCCACGGUCGCCAGACGCCGUCCGCCGGUUACCUGUCCAGAGGUGACAGCGGCCGGAGCAGCUACCAGAACCCGUGUGACGGCGGACGGCACAAGAUGAACAAGAGUCCUUCGGCGCCCAACCUGGCGGCUGCCGCGUUGGCGUCGGCGAACCGUGGACCAGGGGGCCCCGCACAGUCCGGCGUCGGCAGGCUGCCCCUCAGGCACAAGCACGCGGUGCACGUGAUGUCGUCUGGAGGUGGCGGUGGCGGCGGCGCGGGCCGAGCGCUGCUCAGUCCGCACACUUUGCGCCGACAGGCCAUGUCGAUGGACACGCAAGACUACAACCCGCUGUUCUCUCCGCCCCGAUCCCGGCACAGCAGUUCGGGUCUGUUGACGUACAGCAACAGCAACAAUUUUGGAAAUUUCAACUGCAGCAACAGCAACAAGCAGGGCGGCGACGGCAGCAGGGAGUCGGUCAACGAUCCUAUGAGGACGUCUUCCAGGGGAUCUCGGGGCUCGAUGGUACUGGACCUGCACGUGCCCAAUGAGUGUCCGGUAACGAUGCGGGUGCGGGACAGGAGCCGCCGGUCGGACACGGCCCGGCGGCACGUUCUGCGCAGGCAGACGCCCGUCGAGUUGGACGACACGAUCAUCGCGUACGCCGCAGCCUCGGCCAUGGCGGCGGAUCAUCACCGGCAGCGGGCCAAGCGGUGCACGCGGUCGGCCACUUGCGACGUGCCCCACGCGGUCAAGUCGAAGCGCAGACGACAGGACUCCAGUUGCUCGGACGUGGUGGCGGCCCGUCGGAGGUCCGGUUCGCCGGUGUGCGGCGGCGUCGUCAGUGGCAGUGUCGGGGGUCGCGGCGGCGGAUGGCGUUCGUCGGCCAACGAUGUCGUCGAUGCAGCCGAGUGGGCCAGGACCGCGAACCGCGGUACUGGCGGCGAUUCGGCCAUGUCAUCGCCGCAACGGUUCGCCAAUGACCGUUCGCCCGGGUCGACACCCAUACGACAACAGUCCCAGCCGACCACAGCCGCAGUGGACGGCAGCAAAAUGUCACUGUCUAGGACGUGUUCCGACAUCAUGUCCAUCGACAAGUCGUUCGAAGAGUCUAAUUACAGUAGUUCGUAG